This is a messenger RNA of Numida meleagris (helmeted guineafowl), 1331 nucleotides long. RefSeq names its product CD48 antigen-like. Lineage: Eukaryota; Metazoa; Chordata; Aves; Galliformes; Numididae. The transcript is spliced from 6 exons. The coding region runs from base 210 to 1130 and encodes 306 amino acids. The record is from RefSeq and is a predicted model, not a curated record.
CAGCGGCAGCAUCCGGGCUCCAUCCCUCAUUUAUUGCCCCAGGUUCCCAGGAGCCCUGGACACGUUGCAGAGCUACCGUGGUGCUGGGCAGGGUCUCACAUUUGUCCCAUAAGCUGCCACUCCCCUGGAACCCGUGGGCAGAUUUGCAUGUAUCCUCCCCACCGCCUGUGCAGCUGAGGCCGACGCUGCCUCGAGCUGGGGAUGGAGAGAUGGGGGAACCGUGUGGACGACAGUGUCCCCUCGUCCCCCGGCUGCUGGCUCUGCUCCUUGUCACCACAGGCACCGCAGCUGUCCAGCCUGAGCCAGUGAGCGGCAUGCUGGGGGGCUCUGCGCUGCUCCCCCUGCCGCUGCACCCCGGCAUCAAGGUGAAGAGGAUCAUCUGGAGCUUCACAGCCCAUGCCAGCACGAAAAUGGAAGUGGUGGAGUACAGCCCAGAGAUAUUCCAACAUCCCAAGUACAGCAGGCAGCGGCUGGAGUUCAAUGAGACAGCACUGCGGAUCAGCGCCCUGGAGCUGGGUGACAGUGGGGUCUACGAUGCACAGGUCACAUAUCAGACAUUAAAGAUGAGCGAAUACUCCUUCAACCUCUCAGUCUACGAGCCUGUGCCAGUGCCCCUGAUCCAGCACGAGCUGCUGUCCCACAGCACCCAGGACUGUACCAUCAUCCUGCGGUGCUUGGUGCCGGCUGGGAGCGGUGCUCAGAUCACCUGGCAGUACGACAACACCUCCAGCACAAUUCGGACACAGAGCGAGGACGGCCACAUGCUGCACCUGACCGUCCCCACCAGCGCCCUCCAUGCCACCUACACCUGCGUGGCACGGAACCCGUUGCAGGAGCAGAGCAACUCCGUGGACCUGGCAGCACUGUGCGAACACGAGUCACACAGGUGGAGGUGGCCCAUCUAUCUGGCAGUGCUGGUGGCCGUGCUGGGAGCCUUGAGCAUCACGCUGUGCCUGCUGAGGAGGAGGGGGAAGGCGACCGACAGAGCUGCUGCUCUCAGCCCCGAGGAGCCGCUGUACUCCCAGGUGCAGAGAGGAGGUGUCGAGGAGAGGGACGAGCAGGGCCUCGCCAGAACCAUCUACAGUGAGGUGGGGACUGGUGGGGAUGGCACGGCCUGGCCGCAGACCUGAGCGAGGGACCACGGACAGACGGAUGGACAGAUGGAGGAAUGGACAGCCGGACAGCCUGCCCCCACCUUGCUUUAUUUUCCCGUGUUCUUUCCCCUUCCCCAUCACACAGGUGCCCGGGCCUGGCGGUGCUCCCCGCACCCCAGGGCCUCGUUCCGGGCGGCCCCGGGCUGUGCGCGGCCCCAAUAAAGGCAGCGAAGAGGA